Messenger RNA from Myxocyprinus asiaticus (Chinese sucker), 4859 nucleotides. It is a transcript of the gene fhip1ab, whose product is annotated as FHF complex subunit HOOK interacting protein 1A. The record is from RefSeq and is a predicted model, not a curated record. The transcript is spliced from 13 exons. The coding region runs from base 345 to 3575 and encodes 1076 amino acids. NCBI's taxonomy places the organism in Eukaryota, Metazoa, Chordata, Actinopteri, Cypriniformes, Catostomidae.
CAACAAAUAAACGUUGCUGUGUUAUUCACAAACUAUCAUAAGAGGAAUAUUAAGUGUUUAUAAGUCAGAAACUACAGGAAGAUAACGGGACAUGGCGUGCAGUUCAACAGCAGAAGACCGGGACUCGUAAUGGCAUUCCUGCAGGCCGUGAGAUUAGUUCGGGCACAGAUGGUGGACUGGAUUUAUCCCUGACUGAUGAAGAACUAAACUCUAAUAUGAACCCAACUGAAAUGACACAGUCCGUAAGGUGCCAUGUGUUGAGAUGUGCUCUGGACUGUCAUGGAAACGAGAGUGACACCCGUCUGAGAUCUAUGAUGGUCUAGCUCCGCCCACUCAGUGCCAGUAUGUUGGCCUCAGCGGUCUCCAGUAGCAACCGAGGGCGAACUCUGACCCUGAAGGGCGUCGACCCGGAAACAUGUAUGAUUGUCUUCAAAAACCACUGGACUCAGGUUUUGCGGAUCUUGGAGAAGCAUGAUCCUGGUCGUAGCGGAGGCCCUGCUCUGUCGGGGGUUGGCGGUGGUCUGCGGUUUGGUCCAAUCCCUGGCGACGAGGCGAGCGCCGUGCAGAACUACGUCGAGCACAUGCUCUUCCUUUUGAUGGAAGAAGAGAGCGGUCAGGGCGGAGCUAUGGGGCCCAUCCUGGAGUUUGUGGUGGUGGAGAACGUGAUGGAGAAGCUGUUUCUGUGGAGUCUACGCCGUGAGUUCACGGAUGACAUGAAGCUGGAGCAGCUUCGCAUGUAUGAAAUGCUAGUAGCACAAGCCAAGCAACCACUGCUACACCACAAACCCAUCCUGAAACCCCUCAUGAUGCUGCUCUCCGCCUGCUCCAGCUCCUCCGCGGUGGGGCCCUCCUGCACCAUGGGGGGGCCUAGUGCUCCAAGCAAAGGCAGCAGUGUCAUAAGGCCCACCUGCGCCAUGGGGCCUGUCCAUGCAGGUAGCAGCAGCUCUGCGGUGGAGGCAGAGCUUGUGUCUCUGCUACAUGAGCUGUGUCGUGUACUGGUUAAAGAAGCCUCUGUGCUGGAGCUGUUCUUUCACAGCAGUCAGGAUCAGGGAGCCGCAAACUUCCUGCUGUUUUCUCUUCUCAUUCCAUUCAUCCACCGCGAUGGGGCAGUCGGCACACAGGCUAGAGAUGCCCUCACGCUCAUCAUGAGCCUCUCGUCGCAGAACAGCCUGGUAGCCAAACACAUCGCAGAGAACACUUACUUCUGCCCGGUGUUGGCUACUGGUCUGAGUGGUCUGUAUUCUGGUCUUCCGGCUAAACUGGUGGUUUACAGCGAGGGCUGGUUCUGUCUGGAGAAAAACGAUCGGCUGCAGGUUCCUGCACUGCAUCAAUUCCUCAAUUCACUGCACUUCUGCAGCACUGUGUGCAAGGUGGCUCACCCGUCUAUAAGAGAUCAGCUUCUUGGCUAUAUCUACAAUGGGUUUCUAGUGCCCGUCUUGGCUCCUGCUCUGCAUAAGUUGACUUUAGAGGAAGUGAUGACAACAACAGCAUAUCUGGAGCUCUUCCUGCGGAGCAUCUCUGACCCUGCCCUCCUCGAGACCUUCCUCAUUUUCAUCCUCAGACAUCGCCAUGACAAUGUCAACAUCCUGGACACGCUGGUCAGCAGAAUAAACACUCCGUUUCAGCUGGGCACAGUUUCUCUGGCUCUUUUCCGCACACUGAUUGGUCUCUAUUGUGAAGAUGUCAUGCUGCAGUUAAUUCUCAGGUAUCUAAUUCCUUGCUCUCAUCUGGUGUAUGGUGAGAGAAACAGACUGAGAAAGAGAGACUGUUACUCCAUCACUGCGUCUGCACUGCUCUCUCUCACUCCAUCAUUCUUCAUCAGUAAAUCCAGCUCCUCACCAACACAUCCUCCCAAACCCGACUACAUCCUCUGGUCAAAGGUCACAGAGGGCCUGCUGAGGGGGAACAUGGGAAUGGAAGAUCUGUUCUCAGGUGGAGAUAGUGUUGGAUGCUCCCGUAUAACUGCUUCAGAGCCCUUGAUGCACAAGAACUACCUGCAGUACCUUUAUGAUGCUCGCCGGGCCAUCUGUACCAGCGUGCAGGCAUGCUGCGUUUGGUCGGCCCCGUACGAUGGGCUCAACCCCUCCCCAGAGGAGUACCAGGAGGAGGACGAGGAGAAAGAUGAUGAUGAGUGUCUUGCCCUAUCCACUCCCCCUACCCAGACACCUACACCCCACCCGCCCUCCGAAACCAGCUCCACUGGUGAUCGUGAACGAGUUGGAACUUUAUUUGAACUGGAAUGGGAUGACACUUAUGACGCCACACCGGACGGAGACAACGGCCAAGUGAUUUCUGAAAAUUCCCAAGUACCAGAUCGGAUGAUCCCGGACGAGCCCCCAAAACACAUCCAAGAGAUGCGUAAAAGUGCCAUCAUGCUCAUUAAAGGAUCGUACAUUGAGGAAUCGGACUUCCAGGAUGAUGUGUUGGUUUAUAAUCUAAUUGCGCAAAAGGAUGCUCGAGACGACCACCGAAAGUCCAUCAAGAACACACUAAAUCACAGCCACACAAAUGGCCUGCACAAACAAACUAACAAUAACCACAUACAUAACAGUACAGAACAUCAAACGAACAAUUAUCAUUCACACAAUAACUCACAAAACCACAUGCAUAAUAAUCAUAAUCAAGCCAAUAACAUACAUGAUGCACAUAAAUCUAAACUCUUGGAGUCAAUCCAUGAGGGAGUUCAUCCCAGAUCGGAAAAGUCCACACUAAUAAUCAACGGACACAGUUCUGAAGAACAGAAGCCGGACACAGAGGCUUAUGCUGCUCAUCUGGACCACAAUCGUAAUGUGACUGUUGAGGAACAUCAGAAUGAAGUGACCUCAGCACCAGCUAAAUGUGACGACUUUAUCUCCCAGUGCCUGGAGCUCAUUCACUCUCUAGGAGGAGAGGAGGAGAACUUCAUGGAAGAUGAAGACCAAAUCCAGCGGCUGCAGGCUCUCCUGCAUGGGGAGGAAAAGGAGGUGGACUUCAGCUCCUUCUGUGAUGAUGAUGAUGAAGAUGAUGGUGACGAGGAACUGAGCAAAACCAUCAGCAGGAAACAUGGGUUCCCAUUUACAGGGCCAUUCAUCAGUGUUCUGCUGUCUCGUCUGGAGAACAUGUUGGAGAACUCCAUCGAGGUGAACCUCCUGGUUACAGGGAUUCUAGCUCAGCUGGCAACUUACCCACAACCACUGCUACAAGGCUUCCUCUUGAACACAAAACCUGUGUUUCAGCCCAGCAUACGAUCACUUUACCAGGUGCUGGUAUCAGUUGGUUGUCAGAUAGAACAGUACGCAGCAUCCAGACCCGAUUUUCCUGAGUUGGUCCGUGAAGCCGCCCAGUACUUGCUCCUCAAAGACCAGAUUUUAAAGGAACAAGAGCAAGAUGACCACCUGCAGGACAAAGGGUCAGGCUGGUUUCUGAACGGGCACAUCCCUUGUCGUCUCCGUAAGCCUCUUCCUCCAUGUCCCAAAAUCCUGCCACACCAGCAGAACAAAGUGUUUGCUAUUAUUCUGUUUGCCGAAUUCCUGAAGGAGCUGGCGGCCAUCGCACAAGAGCACUCCAUACUACCUGAUCUAACGACAGAUGAGUAAACAAACUGUACAUUUCUGAAACACUCAGGAGGAGACGGCAACCUUGAUUUACAGCAACAUUCAAAUGCAAAUGCCCCUCAUAUGCAGUACUUUUGAAAACUAAAUACAUAAAUCUGAAGCUCAUUACUGAAAACGUACAUGGGUAAAUGUAUGUGGAUACUCACUUCUACUUAACAUAUUUGGGUAUUUUAGUAGCAAAUCACAAACAGAUGCAUAAACACAGGUAUACAGCCAUGUUAUCUCCUUAGACAAACAUUUUCAGAACUUCACUGGCCUAUGCGGAGCCCAGACCUGAACUAGAUUUAGGGUUUAGGGUUAGGCUUGUAUUCGUCACGCUGUCUUUGGGCACACUUUAUAAUAAUGCCUCCUCCAAAGACAAAACAACUGGAAUAGGACGACACUUAUGAUGCCACACCGGACGGAGACAAUGGCCAAGUGAUUUCUGAAAAUUCCCAUGUACCAGAUUGGCUGAUCCCGGACGAGUCCCCAAAACACAUCCAAGAGAUGUCUGUCUCAGAUGUAACGGCUUUGUGUUUUUUAAUGCUUUAAUGUUACUUUUCAUUGUUCAUAUUUGUGAUUGGAUGUUUAUCAGCCAAUUUUACAUCUUCAUACAUUUAGUAUUCUUUUUGUCUGCGUGACGCAUAACCUUAAUGUGCAUUCAUCUCAAAACAUGUUCCAUUAAACAUCUUACCGGGAAACAAGCACGAGUUAAGUACUUCGCUAAAAUUAUUUGAAAUGUUCUCCAGUCUAAUAUUGGCUAAACAAGGGACACAUUAACACUGUAAACAUUGUAAAGAUGUAACUGAAUUGAAGCUGCUGUAAUUCUCUAUUGAAACAGGUAAAUGUGAGAUUUUUAAGCACUAGCUACUAGUGUUUGUGUUGCACAGACAGAUUUCAGAAAAUGUGAUACCUCUUUGAAAUUAAAUUAUAACAUUUUCAGUUACAAGUGGGACAAUUCUACAACUCAACUCAAAAUAUUCUGUAACUUUACUAGUAAAUAAUGUCCUCGAUGGCUGCAGAAUGUUUAAAGCCUUAUGUUGAUGCAUAUUUGCUAAAACUGUAAAAGAAAAGGUGACUUUUGAAAUAUUAUUUGAAAUGGUUUUAUGUGUUAUGGCACUGUAUGGUAAAAGAUACAUUUUCAUGUUUUGUUUUUUUAUCUGAGAGUUUGUAAAAUGAUUCUGCCCCCUGGUGUUUAUGUAUUAAAACUCCAUUUGUGGUGUUUUACAUGCAGUGUGUGUGAAAUAUGCAUUUGUAAAGUAUAUAAACAAUUAAAAAAAAAAGAGA